This is a messenger RNA of Symbiodinium sp. CCMP2456, 177 nucleotides long. Lineage: Eukaryota; Dinophyceae; Suessiales; Symbiodiniaceae. The record is from the annotation of a GenBank genome assembly.
AUGGUCGCUGUCUCGUAUGAUGCGAACGGCAUCCGAUCGUUGGAGAAAUAUGCCAAAGAGAUCUUCUCUUGCUACAGUUGGAGCGACUUCUACUACAAGUUGCCACCUGGAGGCAUUAUCGGGCGUGUCCUCGAGAAAGUAUCUUGGAGUACUCCGACUGCCCUCGUCGGAAGAUGU